UGUAAAGAAUUAUAAUUAUUUUAUCUUAUUUAUUUAUACAGGUUAUGUUUGAUAUUGUUAUUAUAAAAAUUUUCCACUUGUAAAUCCUUCCCUUUACUCGUUAAAAAAAAAAAGCCUCCCUCGAAUAUUUCUGUUCUAAAACAAGCUUAGAAUUCCAGGUUGUGAACAACGAUGGAAACCUUUGAACUUUAUUACAUGAAGAAAGCUUUUGCUCCCCUAGAGAAACGUUUUACUAACCUAAGAAAAGAAGCUUUGAGAUUGAAAUAUCUUUGGACGUAUGAAAAACGACCAAACAGAUGUCGUACUCGACAAGAACUUCAAACAUGGUACAAUGAAGUAGUUAAUUGUAUAGAAAAUAAUGAACAAUUAACGGAAGCUUCUAAAUUGAUCACAAAAAUGUUGAAACACGAUCCUAAAUCUUACAAGAUUUAUGCUUUGAGAGCUACAGUUUUUAAACUUCAAGGAAAAGUGACCGAUGCCAUAAAAAAUUACGAGAUUGCACGAUUAAUGUUAAAAUUUGCAAAAAUUUCCAACAAAACUGAAACCGAUAUGCUUUACAUCGAAUCGUUGAUCGAAUGUUACGAAAUCAGAGGAGAUUGUUUUAACAAAAAUGGAUUAUUUUUACAAGCAGCGAAAGAUUACGAACGUAUCGUAACACUGAAGCCAUCCGAAAGAUCGAUCAUCGAUAUAGAAGAUAAACUUUUACAAACGAUGAUGCAUAUAAACAAAUACGAUGCAUUUUGUUCGUACUGGUACGAGUUUAUAAAAAAUACAAAGGCUAAGAGAAUGUCUGAUCUUUUGACCAUUCAUGCAAAAUAUAAAUUUGAUUUGAGAGAUAUCGAUCUGACACGUGAAUUUAUUCUUGAAGCUCUCUCUUUGAAUGAAGAUAAUGUUAAAGCUAAAAAACUAUUACAGAAAAUGUACGAACUAGCACGAACAAUGUCAAUUCAUUCGAUAAUUUGGUGCAUGCACCGUUGUUACGAUAAAGGUUUAUACACAAUUCAAAAGGUUUGCGAUUACGAUCCAUCGAAUCUUCAAUAUAUUUUAAUAAAAGCGAUGAUUCUACGAUUAUCUGGACGAAUCAAUGAAGCUUUAUCGUGUUUAGGAAAAAUGCAAAAUAUUUUAGAAACAAAGAAAACCGAUGAUUCUUUAUUUAAAAUUACGGAUUCAACGAGUGCUCCUUUCUUUAGCGCGAAAGAGAUUAAACAACAGAUUAAAAAGCAAUAUUUAUUAGCACGAUAUAAUGACGCGGUUCAAUAUAAAAUCAAACAAAGAAGAAAGGCGAAGAGAAGGCGUUCAGAGAAAUGA
Polistes dominula (European paper wasp) is the source of this 1308-nucleotide messenger RNA. RefSeq lists its product as uncharacterized. NCBI's taxonomy places the organism in Eukaryota, Metazoa, Arthropoda, Insecta, Hymenoptera, Vespidae. The record is from RefSeq and is a predicted model, not a curated record. Gene Ontology annotation, molecular function: protein binding.